AUGCCGCCAAAUAAACGCAAGCGGGAUAUCCUCGACUUCGACCCAAACAAGUCUGACUCGGAAGACGAAAACUUCCAGCCAGAUGUCGAUCGUCCGGCCCGUUCGCGCAAGAAGUCUCGCCCCACAAAAUCUGGCAAAGGCCCCAGCCGCACAAGGCGCAACAAGUAUCGUGGUUCCGAUAUCGAGGACGACGAAGAAGAAUCCGAGAGUGGUGGAGAAGAAUCAUUCGAUGAGCCUGAAGAGGACGACGAAGACGAAGAAGAGCUGCCUGUCAAUCAGAAUACAGGCCGUCGCAUGAGGAAAGCUGCUGUAAAGCAACAGACUUACAGGGAAAGCUCAGAGGAAAGUGCGGAUUCAGACUCGAGCUCGGACGGAAAGGACGAGCUCCAAGAGCAGGGUUCCAACGCCAAAUCGCCCCGCCCCUCCAAAAUUGUUGUCCUGCAGGUGCGUAAGACUCGCGCUGGAUCUACAAAGGCCAUGCCCACAACGACUCGUCGAACCCGUGCCCAAACCGCCGACGCAGAUGAGGAGCUUGUUGAGCUCUCCAACUCUGGCAAGCACGUCAUGCCGGCACGCGGCUCCAAGAGUAUUAGUCCUGAGGCUGCAUCACGGAUAACGCGAGCAACUCGCGGAGGAAAGGGCCUCAUGAGAUCACCCCCACCCCCAAUUGAAGAGGCAACUCAAGAAAGCAGUCCUCGCAAGGGCAAUGCAGAGAAUGGCGAAGAGCAAGAAGAGCUCAAAGUGCCGGAAGUUGAGCUCUUGUCUGAUAUGGACCCCGCCGAGAGCACUGUGAAAGACGAGGAUCACCCCAUGGAAACAGUGGAGCCCGAAGAAGCCGAUGAUGAAGACGACGAAGUGCUCGUCUCACGCCGAACGCGAGGCAAUCGCCCCACAGUAGCCGACGACGCCGAAGAGGAGGAACCCGGUAAUACACGUAGCCGCCGCCUGACACGCAAGUCACGCUCCAAGAAAUCACUCCAGGAACCGAGUAGCGACUUUGAGCCAGGCAAUGACUCUGGGGACGACAACGAAUCUGUCGCCAAUCAAGCGCAGAACGUCGCCGAUGAUGGAAACGAAACUACCCCUUCGCGCGGUCGUAAGAAUACUCGCGGCCGGGGCCGAUCAGCCAAGGCGUCCCAGCGUGAUGAUUCAGGCGAUGAGGAGGUAGAGCUUGACCGUGAUGAGAUGGCUGAAGAGCUUGAAGAUCUGCGAGGAAGCUCGCAAUCACGCCGGCCUCGUCGCCGCCGCCAGCGCUCACCGUCCUUGCGGGCCGAGAGUGUUAGGGGUAAACGGAAGCGGAAUCUUGUGAAUUAUAGUAUAAUGCCACCUCGAGAUGCCGUGGAAGAAGAAGAAGAGGCGCAAGCCCCCAACCCUAGCCCGGCUCGGCGUGGCCGUAGGGGCGCUGCCGCCGGCUGGGACCGCACUCUACAUACAAUUGCCGGUCCUUUUGGUGGUGUAAACAUCAAUGGCCCAGGUGCUUUGUUUAGUGGGCCUUGGGGCACUGGAGCCACUGGAGGUGUUGAUUCGGACAGUAGCGACGAUGAAAUGGGCGGAAGAUCGGGCCUGACAGGCCCGACUGCAGGUGAUGUAGGAAAGACGCCCACCAUGGCAGCCCCCCCAGGCUUCCUAGGAGGACCUGGCCAGGCACUCAACGUCGACGGCGGAGCUUCUGGCCUGACCGCUGCUCCCAACGUUGGCAAGGUCAAGAAUCAAAAGGCAUAUGCGGACGCCGACCCACUCGGCGUAGACCUCAACGUUGAUUUCACCAAGGUUGGAGGCUUGGAGGGUCACAUAGACCAGCUCAAAGAAAUGGUGCAGCUCCCUCUGCUGUAUCCAGAGCUUUUCAUGAAGUUUCACGUUACUCCCCCGCGAGGAGUCUUGUUCCACGGACCGCCCGGUACUGGUAAAACACUUCUUGCUCGUGCACUUGCCAACUCGGUUGGUAUUGGUGGCAAGAAGAUCACCUUCUACAUGCGCAAGGGAGCCGAUGCGCUCAGUAAAUGGGUGGGUGAGGCAGAAAAGCAGCUUCGUCUUCUCUUUGAGGAAGCCAGAAGAACGCAGCCCAGCAUCAUUUUCUUUGAUGAGAUCGACGGACUUGCACCUGUUCGGUCUAGCAAACAAGAACAGAUCCAUGCCUCGAUUGUUUCAACCUUGCUUGCCUUGAUGGACGGCAUGGAUGGGCGAGGCCAAGUCAUUGUGAUUGGUGCCACGAAUCGUCCGGACAACAUCGAUCCAGCCCUGCGCCGUCCUGGCCGCUUCGAUCGGGAAUUCUACUUUCCGCUGCCCGACGUCGAUGCACGGAAGGCCAUUAUCGACAUUCAUACCAAGGAUUGGGGCAUUUCUGACGAUUUCAAACGCUCUCUGGCUCGUGAUGCCAAGGGCUAUGGUGGUGCCGAUUUGAGAGCCAUGUGCACUGAGGCCGCCAUGAAUGCGAUCCAACGAACGUACCCCCAGAUCUAUUCUUCAAAGGACAAACUGAUAGUCAACCCGGAUAAGAUUGACAUCCAGAUGACAGAUUUUGUACUGUCCAAGAAAAAGAUUGUGCCGUCCUCUGAGCGCGCAACGACAUCUUCAGCCGCAUCACUCCCAAAGCCCAUCGAGCCGCUAUUACACGACCAACUCAGACAUAUUCAAACCAUCUUGGACGACAUCUUGCCUCGAAAGAAGAAAGUCACUGCCCUCGAAGAAGCCAUGUUUGAACCUUAUGAUGAUGAGGACUUUGGCUUCGCUAGAGAAGCUCUGAACGAGGAAUUUGAAAGAUCACGUGUGUUCCGCCCACGGCUUUUGAUCUGCGGUUUGCCGGGAAUGGGUCAUUCCUAUCUGGCUGCUGCCGUGUUGCACUAUCUGGAAGGUGUUCACGUUCAAAACUUCGACCUCCCCACAAUCUUGGGUGAUUCACGAUCUGCGGAACAGGUCCUAGUGGGAUUGUUCACAGAAGUGCGGCGCCACAAACCAAGCGUGAUUUUCAUUCCGAAUGUCGAUACUUGGUAUACGACACUGGAAGGACCGGCUCUUACAGCAUUCCUCAGCAUGUUACGCUCAAUUCCUCCCACCGAUCCUAUCUUGGUACUGGGUACAUCAGAAACCGAGGUCCAGCAUCUCCCAUCAGACCUGAAAAGGGAUCUUUUCGGAUUUUCUAGGAAGAACAGCACAGAGAUUGCUCGGCCGACUAAGGACAACCGACGCAAGUUCUUCUCCAUGAUCAUAUCCAACAUCCAAAGGUUCCCUAGGGAGUUCCCAGAUCCUGCUAAUCGCAAGAGGAGGGUUUUAGAACAACUUGAAGUCGCCCCACCUCCCCCACCAAAGGUUCUUACGAAAGAAGAAGAAAAGGCAGAGUGGCUCAAGUACCGCCAGCUCCUUAACUACUUGAAGGUCCACAUCCAGCCAAUUAUGGAGCAGAUCAAUAGAAAGUACAAGAUCUUUCGUGCGGCACCUAUUCCGCACUCUCACUAUCAAUACCUCUUCGACGAGCAGGAUCCCAAUUACGUUCUGCCGGACGUGGAGGGGGCAAUUGAUCGGCCUUACUUGAUCGCCAAAGACAAGGAUGGCAUUCAGGGUCUUCGCGAAACAGCAACUGGAAAGUUCUUCUACAAUAUCGACGUCCAGACUAUUGAGGAGCGUCUCGCCAACGGAUUCUACACCAAGCCCUCCGAAUUCUUGCGUGAUAUCCGUGCUCUGGAGAAGGACGCCAAAGCUAGUGGCGACAGAAUGAGGAUACUCAGAGCCAGUGAGCUAUUGACAAAUGUGGAAGUCGAUGUUAGCGACAUUGAAAAGGUUCGCUUGCCUGGUGUUCCUUGGGAUGAGUUAUAUGAGGCCGAGAAGCGGCGACGGGCUGCAAAAGCCGAGAGAGCCCGCAAGAAGUUGGCAAUGCAGUCAGUUGUAGACAACGCCACUUCUGGCACGGGCACUGGCACAGGUCAGGGCGUUGAAACUCCAAAACUGCACACGACAACUGCGCGCUUCCAGGUCAUGAGCCCCUUGCCCAACGGGCUAGAUGGGAGCUCGGGAUCCCAUAACCACACCAAUGGCACAUCUAUUCCCUCCGGCGUCGUGAGCGAAGAUGUUCAAAUGACAGAUGCCGAGACUCAACUAGAGUUUGAUGGCUCGCCAAUGCAGCCACCAUCUCAAUGGCCGAAGAUGCCACCCCGAGCUUUGAACCUCUCUACAAGGGCGACAACAGGUGGUACAACCCAGCUAUCCCAGGUCUCUGCAGUACAGUCGCUUCCUGCCGGCGUCUCUCCCUCCGCACUCGCGAACGAUGCUUCAACGACCAAGACAUCGGACCCAUCAAAUAGGUCUUCUAAUUGGAGCACACAAGUCACAAACGGACUUCCCCAAGAGCAGAUGAGCCCUGAACAGCUGCCGGAUACUCAGCCAUAUCAGAGUCAGACAACGUCGAGCGACGAACAGUGGCCACACUCGCAAGCGCAUGGUCUCGCCCGUGGCGUCAUUCAAGCCCCCGAGUAUUCGGCAAGCUCACACAACAAUACUUCCCUGGGCGCGGCAAGGUCGUCCAAUGCCGCUAGUGUGGCCAACCUUCUCAACGACCCUCUGCCGGAUGAGCCGUCUCAAUCUCAGAGGCACUCGGGCGGGUCUUCGGCUUCUCAGCAGCAAGUCGAGAUGGACGAGACUUCCGGUGCCAUCUUUUUGGCGCAGCUUACCGCCCGUACCUCUGGUUGCACCAUCGAACAGCUUGAGCAGCUUACUCGUGAAAUGAUGUCCGAGAUAUGGCGCACCAAGGGCGAGCAUAACCGGAUGAAGGUGCUGGAUGCUGUCACUCGCGUCUUCAACGAGUCCAUCAACGACAUUGAGACUAUGCAGAGUGUGUUUCAGUUGAGUCAGUAA
Messenger RNA from Pestalotiopsis fici W106-1, 4845 nucleotides. RefSeq lists its product as uncharacterized. Gene Ontology annotation, molecular function: chromatin binding; ATP binding; histone binding. Gene Ontology annotation, cellular component: nucleus. Gene Ontology annotation, biological process: positive regulation of transcription by RNA polymerase II. The coding region runs from base 1 to 4845 and encodes 1614 amino acids. The transcript has 3 exons. The record is from RefSeq and is a predicted model, not a curated record. Lineage: Eukaryota; Fungi; Ascomycota; Sordariomycetes; Amphisphaeriales; Sporocadaceae.